Magnolia sinica is the source of this 2344-nucleotide messenger RNA. RefSeq lists its product as uncharacterized. Lineage: Eukaryota; Viridiplantae; Streptophyta; Magnoliopsida; Magnoliales; Magnoliaceae. The record is from RefSeq and is a predicted model, not a curated record. The transcript is spliced from 11 exons. Bases 373 to 1989 code for a protein of 538 amino acids.
CCUUGUCUCCUCUCCUUAAAUUUCAUAGCUCUGAGAAGAAGAAAGAGAGCAGUUUUUUGGGGUCGGUGCCGUGUCUGUUGUUACAUUCUUUCUAUUAACUAAUACCCUCUCUCUCUCUCCUUUUCAAAGAUCCCUCGAUCCAUUCCCAGCAAAGCUUCUUUUGUCAUCACGUGACUUUUCCUGACCUCACGUGGGCGAAUGGGACCCAGUAGAAAAUUGGAUAACGAUGAUCUGGUUCGCUUGUUUGGGCAGAGAAGAUUUCUACAUUCCCAAUACCAUGCUUGUUUAUUAUUUUUCUCCUUUUUAUUCCGUUGAUUUGGGUUUGGUUUUACUACGUCAAAUUUAGAUCCUUGUUUUUGAUCAGUAGCAUUUAUGGGAGAAUUCUAUAUUUCUGAACAAGUUUCUACCAUCCAUUCAACAGUUUGCAGGGAUGUUGUGAGGAACUUGAGGCUUCUUCCCGAAUAUUUUGCAUUUGGACCCGUAGUUGAUGAUUUUUUCAUACGUCUUGUGACCUUAAGUUCAUAUUUAAGUCGUCGAUUCAUUCGCUUUGUUGAGGAUGUUGUGUCUAGAGAUGUCGACAGAUGCUGGCAAGAUCCAGAAGUUUCAUUUUAUGAAAAGUGUGAGAGAUACUUCUGUAGCAGUGAUGAAUCCAAAAUCGGAGAUUGCUCAACCUCUUCCAAUCCUUCUGGUGGCAGCACAAAUCUUCCAAUGUGUGACAAAAGAGCAACAUGUCUCAAGGGAAAUCCAUCUGUAAAUACAACUUUCAAUAUUGUUGAAACAACAUAUGGUUUUUGCGAUGGUCGCUCCAUUUUUCGAGGGUUGAUGCUCCCAUUAUUUGGCUUCAGACUGGCAUGGAAAAUGGCAUUUGCCUGUUUUAGAUUUUCCUUCAUUCGUGUGAGGCAUAUUCAAAUGAGAGUACAGAGCUUUAUAUCCCGGGCACGUAGGACACUGCACGGCUCUUCUGAUGAUAUUGGGUGGUUGCAGCGAACUCCAGGAGUACCCCCUGUGGAGGACGGGACAACUAGAUUUAUGGAGCUUCUUCAUCACAUAAGAAAUGGUGAACAUGCUCUGCCUAACUCUUUAGUAUACUUAUUAAUUCCUGGUCUUUUUAGCAAUCACAGCCCCUUGUAUUUCGUGAGCACCAAAAGGUUUUUCUCAAAGAUGGGGCUUGCUUGUCAUAUUGCAAAGAUCCAUAGCGAGGCAUCAGUGGAGCGAAAUGCAUGGGAAUUGAAGCAGUACAUUGAGGAGCUAUAUUGGGGUUCUGGCAAGCGUGUGUUGCUGCUAGGCCACAGCAAAGGCGGGGUCGAUGCUGCUGCAGCAUUGUCGAUUUACUGGUCUGAUUUGAAGGACAAGGUCGCGGGAUUAGCAUUAGUGCAGAGUCCAUAUGGUGGCACCCCAAUUGCUUCUGAUAUCCUGCGUGAAGGCCAGAUUGCUGACAAGGAAGCACGGAGAAUUAUGGAGCUCCUGAUUUGCAAACUGAUUAAGGGUGACAUGCGAGCUCUAGAAGAUCUCACGUACGAGAAGCGCAAGGAGUUUGUCACCAAGCACAAGCUCCCUGAACAAGUACCACUGGUCUCAUUCCACACGGAAGCAAGCAUUGCACCAGGGGUUCUCGCGACGAUGUCCCACAUUGCGCAUGCAGAGCUACCCUGGCUCCCCUUCCCUAGUUUUGGCCAGGAGGAGCUAGAAUCCAGUCCAGCAGGCCGGAAGGUUCCUGUGAUCAUCCCCGUGGCCGCUGCCAUGGCUGUCUGUGCAUUGCAUCUACGGCUCCGAUACAGCGAGAAGAGCGACGGGCUAGUCACCUGUCGGGAUGCAGAAGUCCCAGGCUCAGUCGUGGUGCGGCCUGACAGGAAGCUUGACCAUGCCUGGAUGGUCUACUCCUCAUGGAAGAAGGAUGCUGAUGAGCCUGAUGCUUCUGAGAUGUGUGAGGCGCUUUUGACUUUGCUUGUGGAGAUUGGAAAGAUGAAGCAAGAACAUGCUAGGGGUUGAUUACUCUGUGAACAUGGUAUUAUAUUAUAUUUGUCCUUGGUUUAUGCAAGUGGGGCAAUGGUUUGGUGGUCUACAUGAUCUGAUCUGAUGGGUCUCACCCCAAAUAUCUCCUCAACCCCCACAAUUGGUGGAUUGUGAGUAGAUGGUCAAGGAAAGAAAUGCAUAGAUUUCCCGUGCUUGACUUAAAAAAGGCCAAAAGAUUGGUUGGCAAGGAUCACGGAACCAUGGCCCUGUUUGUAAAGAUCUGAACUAGUUCGAUAUCGAUGUGGUUCCUCCAAUUUGACGGGAAUUACAUCCCUUGUUUGUGUUGUGUUGAAACCAUAAUUCCAAAGGGAAAGAAGAAAGUUUGUCAUAA